Molecule: messenger RNA, 1006 nt
Organism: Protomyces lactucae-debilis
Lineage: Eukaryota; Fungi; Ascomycota; Taphrinomycetes; Taphrinales; Protomycetaceae
Exons: 1
Coding region: 360-926 (188 amino acids)
Source: RefSeq, a predicted model, not a curated record
CGCUUGAGCGUCCUGAUGCUGCGUGCGAAUGGCGUCUUGGCACGCUGCUUGGGAGCGAUACUCACGACAGACUUGAUACAGGAAGGAGCAGGAGCUGGUGCUUUGCCAAGGUGCAGCGUAUGUCCUGUGAAGUGAGGACGCGAAGGUUCAGCAUUGCCCAGAGACAUGGCAGCGUUCUGUGCUCUGGUCAGCAGCGUGUAAGUCCUCUCUGAGCAGUGUAUGAGCAGAGUCUGAGUGAGCUAUACAGAGAGAAGCGAAGCAGCAGUGGAGGAGAGGGUGGUGUACAAGGAUACAGAGCACAAGGCAGCAAGCAUCUCUCAUCACCACCCAAGACCACAUCCUCCAUUGUACAUCAGACCAUGGCAAUCAGCUUCGGGUGUCUGUCCGUCUUCACCUCAAGGAAAUCACGCAGAAUGUCUAUUCCCAUCAUCCUCAGGACAAGCACAAGCACCUUCAGGGACACUACCACAGAGGGAGACCCACUCGAGCGUCACGAACGCUUCGCACUCAGCUCGCACACAUCAGACAGCACACCAGCACUCUCCAUCAUUGCAGAAGAAGACAAGGACGGUGUAGCACCCCCUACAAGCACACCUACGGGCAGCAGACAAGUGAGCAGUUCCGAUGCGACCAGCACGACAUGCAGGCGUGACAUCAGCAAUGUGCCAUACGCAGUGGGUGCGUCAGAGAUCUUUGAGUCACGCAUGUGGCACGAGCGCAGUGAGACUUCCUUCGCAUCGGAUGUCUCGACUGCUGUGCUGGAGGAGCAGCUGAUGGGUGUCUCCCUCUCGCAGCUGCCGACCCCUGAGGCUCUUGUGCAUCCCAGCUCGCAGGAUACAGACAUGACAGUCAGUUCCCGCUGUGUCGCUCCUUCCGUUGCACCUCCUCCGUCUACGCAUACUGUCUCUUCUUCUGCCUCUCUCUAGCCUCUCUCUUCCUUCUGAUUAGUCUCUUAUCCUGCUUGUAGCUCAUCCUGUUCAAUAAUAGAAUCCUCUGCCAGCCAAAU